AUGCCGUCAAUCAAGUCUCUGUAUCCAAGGGCCUGGGAUAAUCGCCCACCAAAUAACAGCCCGGUGCCGAAGACUGUCCGCAAAUCGUUUUGUAAGGCGGUUGGCGCCAACUUCCUCUACCUCCAGUUUCUCUUUCUUGGCCUCUUCUGCUACAUCUUUGGGUCCCUAUUCCUGCAGACGAGCCAUAUUCACAAUCUUCAUGUCGUCUUUGUUGAUUAUGAUGGAGGCGCCAUUGGCCGCGCUGUGUUGGGUGCUUAUGCUGCUCUCCAAGGGCCGUCAUUUCCAUCUUUAGUCGAACGAUCGCCCUCAGACUUUCCAGCCUCAAUCGAUCUGCUCAAAGCCGUCUGUAAGACGAGAUACUGGGGGGCUCUCUACGUGUCACCAGGCGCAUCAGGCAGGCUGCAAGAGGCAUUGACGGAUGGCGCAGCAGCAUCGAUAUAUAACAACGCUGACGUGAUGGCGUACAUAUGGAAUGAAGCUAUGUAUGCUCCCACCGUCGACUCGGCCAUAUCGGCCAGCCUUGAGCUUCUAUCUGAGGCAGCCAGGGUAGCAUACAGUACUGGGAACGGGACUGGCAAUAUUACAUCUGUCUUCGGCCCUGCUACACUUUCGGUCUUCGCAGACCCUUGGGAGCUCCAAUCCAUCAACAUUCAGCCAACAGCUCACGGGUCGAGGGCAAUCUACAACACUGUGGUUAUCAUCUUAAUUCUAAUCCAAGAGUUCUUCUACCUCGGUACCAUCAAUGGCCUCUAUGCUCAGUUUAAACUAUAUGCCUCCGUCGACCCAUACCGAAUUAUUAUUGUCCGCAAUGCAAUUUCCCUCUCUUACACGUUUAUUGGGUCACUAUGCGUUAUCAGUACCAUCUGGGCGUUCAAAUCGGGCUGGGAUAUCAAUGGAAGUCAGUUUAUCUUAUCCUGGGUCGUUCUAUGGCUCUUCGCGCAUAUCAACUUUCUCACCAUUGAUGUAUUUACGAUAUGGCUACCACCUCCGUUUGUCCCAAUGGCCCUCGUGUCAUGGAUUAUCUUCAAUGUCACCUCCACUCUGCUGCCUUUCGAUCUAAGCCCGGCAUUCUAUCGCAUCGGGUAUAUAUUUCCCGCUCACGAGCUCUACCAAGUACUGAUAGAUAUCUGGUCUCGUGGUUGCAAUCCCCAACUGCACUAUGCACUACCGGUCUUGUUUGCCUGGGAGCUUGUGGCCCUCAUCUCAAGUGCUCUUGGGAAAAAGGAGUUCAAGGAGCGCCUUGAUGCUGCUGUGGAAUUCGAGAUGGAAAGGAUGAAUGAGAUGAAGCAAAAGCAUCCCGAGACUGUCAAGCCAGAGGCCGAACAAAAGAAUAAAGCAACACGCCCUGAGAAGGCUAUCUCCGAAGGUGGAGACGAAGAGAGGGUGGUGCGAGAAGAGCUGUCCCUUGUCCUCGAGCAGGUCAAUACUAGACAACGACGGGAGCAGGAAAGAACGAGCACGGCUUGCAACUUUGGGCCGGCAUUCAACCCACUAUUCAGCCAUGAGGGUGGCAAUGACGCGUAG
Fusarium redolens is the source of this 1524-nucleotide messenger RNA. RefSeq lists its product as uncharacterized. The record is from RefSeq and is a predicted model, not a curated record. Lineage: Eukaryota; Fungi; Ascomycota; Sordariomycetes; Hypocreales; Nectriaceae. The transcript is spliced from 2 exons. Gene Ontology annotation, cellular component: membrane. The coding region runs from base 1 to 1524 and encodes 507 amino acids.